Molecule: messenger RNA, 2909 nt
Organism: Osmia bicornis bicornis
Lineage: Eukaryota; Metazoa; Arthropoda; Insecta; Hymenoptera; Megachilidae
Gene: Vps53
Product: vacuolar protein sorting-associated protein 53 homolog
Exons: 13
Coding region: 204-2804 (866 amino acids)
Biological process (GO): retrograde transport, endosome to Golgi
Cellular component (GO): GARP complex
Source: RefSeq, a predicted model, not a curated record
CAAUAUAUAAGAGUCGGACAGGCCUACUCGAGGAUGUAAACCUCAUCUGGGGGUCUCUGAGACCCUUUAAAAUCAAGACCCCUCGAGGACAAAGGCAUGUCCAGUCUUCCUGUAUCUGUAGUCAUUGUGUAGUCAUUGGCUGAUGUAAACAUUCUAUGUGGCUUGUCAUAUGAUUCCACGAAUGCACGUAGAAUGAAAUACGCAUGAAUUGUAUGAUCGAAGAAAUUGAAGUAAAAGCAAAAAUGGAAGGGCACGAAGAAGAUGAUUUAGACGAUUUAAAUUCAACCGUUUACAUUUUUCCGCCUAAUGUACAGAAUGUUAUUGAACAGGUUAAGUUCAUAAUGAAACUGUCAAACUGUUUACAGCUGUCACUUAUUGUCUUACCAAGUACAGACCCAUUGGACCAACCAAACUUCAAUGUAGUAGAUUAUAUAAAUUCAUUGUUCCCAACGGAACAGUCCUUAUCAAACAUAGAUGAUGUAGUAAAUAACAUGGAAUUAAAAAUACAUACCAUAGACAAAGAAAUUCGUUCAGUGGUACGUGGACAGACAAAUGUUGGUCAAGAUGGAAGAGCAGCAUUGGAAGAUGCACAAAAAGUAAUAAAACAGUUGUUUGUCCAUAUUAAAGACAUCAAAGAUAAAGCAGAACAGUCAGAAGAAGUAGUUAAAGAAAUAACAAGAGAUAUCAAGCAAUUAGAUUUUGCUAAGAGAAAUCUUACUGCCUCUAUAACAGCUUUAAAUCAUUUACAUAUGCUUGUGGAAGGUGUAGAUACUUUAAAAAUACUAACUCAGAAGAAACAGUAUGGUGAAAUUGUUUUGCCAUUACAAGCAGUGAUGGAAGUGAUGCAACAUUUCAAUAGUUACAUGGAUAUACCACAAGUAAAACAAUUGUCUGAUGAAGUGCAUCAAAUACACGUUGAAUUAGCUCAGCAAAUAACAGCUGACUUUAAACAAGCAUUUUCUGGUCAAAAUCCAAAGUACUUUAGUCAACUUACAGAAGGAUGUCUAGUGUUAUCUGUAUUAGAUCCCAAAGUUAAGAAAGAUCUGCUCACUUGGUUUGUGGGUAUUCAAUUACAAGAAUAUGCACAUUUAUUUGACGAGAAUCAAGAUUUUGCGUGGUUAGACAAAAUAGAUCGACGCUACGCAUGGAUAAAAAAGCAUUUACUUGAUUUUGAAUCAAAAUUCGCGACGAUUUUUCCACAGGAUUGGGAAAUAUCGGAGCGAAUUACUGUACAAUUUUGUCAAGUUACACGAGAAGAUCUGACGAAGUUGAUGCAUAAAAGGCGUUCAGAAAUAGACGUAAAGUUGUUGCUUUAUGCAAUUCAAAGAACUAGUAAUUUUGAAUCAUUGUUAGCAAAAAGAUUUAGUGGUGUUACAUUGGAAAAUGUAGAAACAGUAAAUAAAAAGAAUACUCCUAAUAUAAACGCAAUUGAUAACAAAGUUCCAGGCAAUCCGUUUGAAGAAAAUGAAGAGGCACAAAUCGAGAAACCAAAACCAUCACCAUUUGCAAAUCUCAUAGGAAAAUGUUUUGAACCAUAUUUAAGUAUUUAUAUAGAAAGUUUAGAUCGCAAUUUAGCAGAUCUAAUGGAUAAAUUUGUGUCAGAUUCUAAAACACAACCGCCUGGUGCUAAAGAUUUUGAUGGAAUUGAGGGUCCUAGUAGUGUUUUAUCAUCUUGCGCAGAUUUAUUUGUGUUUUACAAAAAAUGUAUGUUACAAUGUACACAACUUAGCACAGGUUCAAUUAUGUUGAAUUUAGCUGAAACAUUUCAAAAAUACCUACGAGAAUAUGCACUUAAAGUGUUGCAAAAUAACUUACCAAAAAUCGGAGGUAGUGCUGGCAUUGCUACAAGCAUGAGUAGCAUAACACGGGACUUCCGAGAUCUCUCCACAUCCGGUUUUAUACAAAAUUUUCAAAGCUUUUUGAAAGAGGGUGAAAAUACUAAAUUUAGCAAAGAAGAACAAUCACGUAUAUGCUGCGUAUUAACAACAGCUGAAUAUUGCUUAGAAACUACACAACAGUUGGAAGAAAAACUUCGAGAGAGAACGGAUAAAUGUUAUGCCGAAAAAAUUAAUUUAUCUCAGGAACAAGAUAUUUUUCAUAAUGUCAUAUCAAAUUGUAUACAAUUGCUUGUUCAAGAUCUAGAGUCAGCAUGUGAUUCAGCAUUAACUGCAAUGACAAAAAUUCAGUGGAGUAGUAUAGAAGUUGUUGGUGAUCAAAGUAAUUAUGUUAAUACUAUUGUGGCACACCUACGACAGACAAUACCUACCAUCAGAGAUAGAUUAUUUUCGUGCAGAAAGUACUUUACCCAGCUCUGUGUAAAAUUUGCAAGCUCUUUUAUAGUAAAAUUAGUACAACAAUUAUAUAAAUGCAAACCCUUAAAUACCGUGGGUGCUGAACAAUUAUUAUUGGAUGUACACAUGUUAAAGACUGCUCUGUUAGACCUUCCAUCAACAGGAUAUCAAAUUCAGAGAAAAGCACCUGCAACUUAUACUAAGGUAGUGAUAAAAGGAAUGGCAACUGCUGAAAUGAUUCUUAAAAUCGUAAUGUCGCCUAUUGAAUCUCCGAAAGAUUUUGUAAAACAGUGUAGAAUGCGUUUACCGGAUUUACAAGCACCGGAAUUUCAAAAAAUUUUAGAUAUGAAGGGUUUAAAGAAAACGGAACAAGUUCUAUUAUUAGAACAGUUCAAGCAACCUGAAAAUAUUGAUAUUGCACACGAUAAUAGGAGUCAUAUCACUCAGGAUACUCCUGAACACGAAGCUGGACGAAUAAAAAGAUUAGAAAAACUGAUAAAAAAAAGAAUAUAAACAUAUUUCAUAGUAACUCAUUACAAUAUAAUGUACAUAUUUAAAUUAAACAAUAGUUAUAUCUGUAUAAAUUUUUCAAAUUAAAAUUAUAAAUACCGCAGUUCA